UAAUUAUGAUCUGUGUCUCACUUGCGUUAUCGUUCGAGUAUAUGCUAUCGGAGAACAAAAAUAGCUCACCACUCACUGUUAGCACAUAAACUAUAAAAACGAUUGUAUUCACUCAGUUGUGAUACAACCGCGGAACUAAUAACACGACAGCCAUGGUUAAGGUGGCAGUGGUCACCGGCUCUAAUAAAGGUAUCGGAUUGUCAAUUGUGAAAGGACUUCUGAAGAGGUUCGAUGGAGUGGUGUUCCUCACCGCGAGAGACGACGGCAGAGGCAAGGCUGCGGUCGCCAAACUGAACGAGCUCGGUCUGCAUCCAGAGUACCAUCAGCUAGAUGUCACGGAUAGGAACAGUAUCGCUAGGUUUGCAGACUAUAUUAAAGAAAAGUAUGGAGGCAUCGACAUAUUGGUCAAUAACGCUGGUGUAUUCAACGCAACUGAUUUGUACCUGACCUACGAAGAGAGCAAGGAAAUCAUCGACAUUAACUACUUCAGCUACCAUAUCAUCCAGGAAUACCUGUACCCUCUAGUGAGGGACAACGGACGUAUAUUAAACAUUUCCAGUGACUGCGGACACCUGUCCAACUUGAGAAACGAGUACUGGAUCAAGAAACUCUCCAGCAGAUCUUUAACAGUGGGGGAAAUCGAUGAAUUUGCCAAUUGGCACUUGGAAGCUGUCAAAAAUGGUACAUUCAACAAAUCUGAUAUUGCUGACAAUGGAACAGUGGCCGCGUAUCGAGUGGCGAAGGUUGCUGUCAGUGCUUUGACCAGGAUCCAACAGAAGGAGCUCGAGCCCAGGAACAUCUCAGUGAACUCCAUGCAUCCCGGGUUAGUGCGCACUGAGAUGACGAAAGGAGUUGGAUUUUUUGACGCGGACCAGGCGGCUGAAACUCCUCUGUACUUGGUACUGGAAGCCCCUCACACCCUAAAAGGUGCUUACAUUUGGUUCGACAGACAAGUACUGGACUGGUUUGAUCCGAAUGCAGAUUGGUAUUUCAAAUGCAAAACACUGUCUCACUGAUUUCACUAUGUGAAUAUAUAUGUAUGUUCAUGUGAAUUUAACCUUAACUAUAUUGAUUAUUGUGUUUUAUGUAAUCAUAUUUUUUAUCAGAAAAGUGAAUUUAAUGUGACCUUGAUUAUUCUGGAGCACGAUGUAAUGUUGACAUUUGUGUAGAUACUUAAUGCUUAUCUGCCGUUAUCAAGUCAUAAAAAUUGCGAUAAAAUUUACACACUGAUACGAAUACAUAAUUCACAAUGGAC
Messenger RNA from Trichoplusia ni (cabbage looper), 1255 nucleotides. RefSeq names its product carbonyl reductase [NADPH] 1-like. The record is from RefSeq and is a predicted model, not a curated record. The transcript has a single exon. Lineage: Eukaryota; Metazoa; Arthropoda; Insecta; Lepidoptera; Noctuidae. Gene Ontology annotation, molecular function: carbonyl reductase (NADPH) activity. The coding region runs from base 153 to 1016 and encodes 287 amino acids.